Molecule: messenger RNA, 2438 nt
Organism: Medicago truncatula (barrel medic)
Lineage: Eukaryota; Viridiplantae; Streptophyta; Magnoliopsida; Fabales; Fabaceae
Product: U-box domain-containing protein 38
Exons: 1
Coding region: 426-2015 (529 amino acids)
Biological process (GO): protein ubiquitination
Molecular function (GO): protein binding; ubiquitin-protein transferase activity
Source: RefSeq, a predicted model, not a curated record
GAAAUAAAAACGUUGAAAGUUUCAGAAACAGCCUCCUCGAAAAAGCACGAAACAACAUGAAUAGAAGAAAAGUAAACAAGGCCAACAACAAAAGUGGGAACAUUAAAAUCCAAAAGUAACCUCAUCCCAUCCUCUCUUCCAGCCCCAAACGUGCCACUGUCAAUAAUUUUGUUCUGUUUCCAUUUUCUACCUUCAAUACUCAUUCAACUCACGAACACUCUCUAUCAGUUUCAUCUUCUUCUCACACACACACGCAAGAAGUUAAAUACCCAGUCUCACUCUUACCCUACACGUGCAACUACAACGACAAUUUCAACCACAACACAAUCUCACAUGCUAUGUUAUGCUUCUUAUUAUAUUCCUGAUUCCUAUGUCCUAACCAAAACACUAUCAACAACAACAGCUUCAUAAGUUAAAAAACAGUCAUGGGUGGCAAUGGAAAACACAGGUGGAAAAUUUCCUUCCAUCGUUCUUCUUCUCAAUCCAAACAACAACCUCCUAAAGAGUUUCUAUGUCCCAUUACCGGUUCAUUAAUGUCCGACCCGGUCGUAGUCUCUUCGGGUCAAACGUUCGAACGUCUCUCCGUUCAAGUCUGUACCGAUUUAAACUUCACUCCAGUCCUGCAAAACGGAACCCGACCCGAUUUCUCAACAGUCAUCACCAAUCUCGCCAUCAAAACUACCAUCAUAAACUGGUGCGAUAAAACCCGUACUGUACACCCACCCGCGCCAGAUUACUCCACCGUGGAGAAUAUUGUUAGGGAAAAAAUGACGGCAGCGACGGCGGAGAAAGAGGAUCUUAUUAGGGUUUCUGAAAAGGAACUGUUAAACGCGGUGGCGGAGAAUCCUCCGGUGAUAUUCUCACACGCCGUGACGGAGUUAGGUACACGUGGCAACCAUUUCAACUCGGGAUCUUCUUCAGAAGAAUCGGUUAUCAUCGCAGCGAGUCCUGGAACGCCUUUACCUUUCACUCUUCGUCCAACGUGUUUCUCACCUUCUUCAUCUUCAUCGUUUGAGAUCGAAGUUCAAAACCCUAACGUUCCUGUUUCGGAAGAAGAAGAAACUUUACUGAAGAAGCUGAAGAGUAAAGAGGUUUUUGAACAAGAACAAGGUUUAGUUUCGCUUAGGAGUAUUACGAGGAACAGAGAAGAAGCUAGGGUUUCGUUAUGCACGCCGCGGAUUUUAUCGUCGAUUCGUUCGUUGAUUGAUUCGCGUUACGUUGUUGUUCAGGUCAACGCUGUUGCUUCGUUGGUCAACCUUUCGUUGGAGAAAUCGAACAAGAUGAGAAUUGUGCGGUCAGGAUUUGUUCCUUUUCUGAUUGAUGUGUUGAAAGGGGGGUUCAGUGAAUCGCAGGAACAUGCUGCGGGUGCGUUGUUUAGUUUGGCUUUGGAUGAUGAUAAUAAGAUGGCAAUUGGUGUUCUUGGUGCUUUGCAGCCGUUGAUGCACGCGCUGAGGUCGGAGUCUGAGCGAACGAGGCAUGAUUCAGCGCUUGCGCUGUAUCAUUUAACGCUGGUUCAGAGUAAUAGAGUUAAGAUGGUUAAACUUGGGGUGGUUCCGACGUUGCUUUCGAUGGUGAUGACCGGGACAAUGGCGAGUAGGGUUUUGUUGAUUUUGUGUAAUCUGGCAAUGUGUGUGGAGGGAAGGACUGCAAUGCUGGAUGCCAAUGCAGUGGAUUGUUUGGUGAGUUUGUUGAGGGGGAGUGAGCUGGACUCCGAGGCGACAAGGGAGAAUUGUGUGGCGGCGUUGUAUGCAUUGAGUCAUGGGAGUUUGAGAUUUAAAGGGUUGGCGAAGGAAGCGAAUGCUGUGGAGGUUUUGAGGGUGAUUGAGGAGACAGGGACAGAUAGGGCAAGGGAGAAGGCUAAAAGGGUGUUGGAGAAGAUGAGGGGUUUUGGAGAUGGUGAUGAUGAAGAUGGUUCUGAGUUUGAUAGUCUUUUUGAAUCGAGUGGGUUGACUCGAACGAGGUAUCGGGUUGCAGGAGGUAGGAACAAUAACCUUGUCAACUCAACUACAUUUUAGGUUUCUCAUUUGGAUUUCCCCAUUUAUUUUUUCAAUAGUUUAAAUUUGCUGGUUUAGGGUCUGUAGGAAAAUGAAUGCAUUGUUAUUUGAUGAAAUGAAAUGUGUAAUUAGAAAGGGGAUUGAAGAGGAGGAUAGUUCUGAAAUGUGAACUAGUUUAUUGGUGUUGUAAAUCAUGGAAGUGGCCAUUUCAAGCUUUCUAUUCUGCUAGCUUAUGUGGAUCAAUUUAGUCUAUAAUCAGGGUUUAGGACUUAAGUGAAUGGUUGUUUGUAACCUAUUUGUGUGUACAUAUAAUUAUACUGCAUUAUUUACUCUUGGUUCACAAAAAAAAAAAAAACACAGCAAUGUGUAGGCUAUGAUUGGUGACUUCGUGUUUGUGUCUUGGUUCCUUUGUUAUACUGAAGGAAUAACAGUUUACUUUGUUAA